Messenger RNA from Eupeodes corollae, 2329 nucleotides. RefSeq names its product protein mitoshell-like. The record is from RefSeq and is a predicted model, not a curated record. Gene Ontology annotation, molecular function: protein binding. NCBI's taxonomy places the organism in Eukaryota, Metazoa, Arthropoda, Insecta, Diptera, Syrphidae. Bases 82 to 1992 code for a protein of 636 amino acids. The transcript is spliced from 7 exons.
UUUUCCUUUUGGAAACGUAAAUACAUUCCCACCUACCUAUUUAUUUUUUCCUUAAAGCACGUUCUUAAAUUUUAUAAGAUUAUGAAUGAUAUUAAAGAUCAACCCCGUCCUCGCAAAAUCCUUGGAAUGAACAGUAAACUCUCCGCAGCAGCCAGUUGUCCUUCUAAAUCUGAUUUAAAUUAUUCCGAAAAUCGUGAUAAAAUUUUUCAGGUUACUUCUAUGGAUCGUGUGCGUUUUCCAAGCGUGAAUAGUCAGGAAUUGCCUUCGAUUUGGCCAUACGCAGCUUUUCUAUCGCCAAUAUUGCCAGCGCCAAAUAUGGCUCUGCAAUAUGCACUCGCUCCAAACGUUCAAUAUGCAGCCUUACCAUUUAUUACUCAAGCCAUUGCCAAUGGACCAACUGUUGGGGCAAAUGGUGGUAACCAUCCUCAACAACAACAACAGCAACAACAGAAUAUAGGCACUAGAGACCCUGGAAAAAUGACUAUUCAAAUUGGAGUGCAAUGCGUCAAUCAGAACAAUCCGAUUAACAUCAAUGCAAUGAAUGACAUGACGGCCUGUACAGGGAAGAUAAAUCUUCAAGUGGAUCCAUCAGAGUCUGGAGUUAAGGAAGAUUUCAAUUUGCGAAGUUCUCCUUCAGCUCCAAUGCGAAAUCCUAACAAAGAUUCGAGAAUCAUCAAAGAAAAUUCAUCGAUUCUUGGCGGCGGAGGAGGAGGAGGAGACCCAACUGAUGUAGUUAUAAACACAUUUGAAAUAUUGAAGUCACUUGCUCUCUCGGGCAGCGAAACCGCAGAGAAACUCGCCUACACCCACCGCAAUCGUCCAUGUUUCAAAAAGAUCGACAGUCUGUGUGCCCGUUUGAAACAAGAUCUAGUCCGCCCCGAUGGUGUUCUACCGAAUAUCAAUUCCCAAGGAAUCGCUUGGGCUGUGAAGGAUUUUAUAUUUGUAUUCACUCGAGUUAUGAAUGCAUGGAUCAUAAUCAAGGGCUACGUGUACAAUACCCCCGAGGGUUUGAAUAAAGUCCGAUCGGCGUUAAGUCCAGAAUUUGUUCGCAGUUUUACAGCAUGGCAGGAGACAACUGUUAGUUUUAUGGAUAAUCUUAUUCAGUCUUUCAUUAACUUGGAUAAUUUGGUGCAAUCUCAAAAGAAUGUCUACCAAAAAGCAAACAACUCAACUCCUAUGAAGGCAAGUAAUGAUGAUUCAUUCGAUUACUCCAGCUCCUCUGUGGAUGAGUUUUUGGGAUUGAAUAAGGAACCAACAGCAACACAAAACACAAAUUACAUGUACACCAUGGUUGAGGAUUCGGAUCUAACUCAACGGGAAAACGCUGUAAAUGGGACGUACUUUAAGACUGGGACUUACAACUUCAUCAAACGAGAGUCAUUGGGCUCAACUGAAAGUCUUACCCCGACGACAACGGGUAUAGAACAACUUUUCGAUGAAAACUUCGCUAAGACUUUGUCCAAUAUUUCGUCUGUCUAUGAUUUGUUGCCUUCGUUGAAGGCUCAGAAUGAUGAGAAACUUAGUUGUGAUAUUCAAGUGUUGGAGAACAAAUUAUCUCUCUUCUCGAAUGACUUUGAUCCGAAUGUGGAGAAACCCUUGGGCAAGGAUCUGGUGAACAAGUUGAAUGUUCUCAUCGAGCGCUUGAUGAAAAUGAAGAAUGGAAAUAUCUUUUUUAAGAUACAAUUCUGUCAGAAUUAUUUCCCAGAUUUCAUAGCACAAUGUCCCGAGUUCAUGGACAUGCGUGAGAUCAUUUUGAAAUGCCAAACAGGAGCUUAUGGACAUAUCUUUGAGGUUGUUCAUGAUAUACGACUUAUUAUUUAUCAGACCAAAGACUAUUUGAAGAAAAAUCUCAAUGGAAAACUGGUUGAAGCCAUAAAUAUGUUCGAAGAGGAAGUUGAAAUGAUCUUUGCCCAAGAACCAUUUGAAAAUUAUAAUUUUGAUCAUAUCAAGGGAGCCCCCAAUGAAAUUUUAUACAACAGUGGAAAGUAUUGAAAAAGUUAAAAAUCCUAUAAAUGUUUAUUUACUCCUACAAAAUGAUCUCUCAGUGGAUAUAAAUAAUAAGUUUUAUUAUGUUGUAUAUUUGUGCAAUCAGUCUAAUAUCAAUAAUUUUUAUAUACAUACAUAAUUUUUCAAUAAUAGUUUUUUAAGGUUUGCUUUAAAAAUUCCAAAAAAGAAAAUAUUAAAUAUAUGAAUUAAUUGUUCUUUCGUAUUUUAUACAAAACAAAAAUAUCUUACCCCAAAAUGUGUCUUGAAAAUGAAUUUUAUAUCUUUAAUAUACAAACAAUCAUAUAUCUAUUUAUUAUUGAGUGUUAACAAAAACAAGAAAACG